Molecule: messenger RNA, 501 nt
Organism: Arabis nemorensis
Lineage: Eukaryota; Viridiplantae; Streptophyta; Magnoliopsida; Brassicales; Brassicaceae
Source: the annotation of a GenBank genome assembly
AUGGUGGCCUUGAUGAUGGGUGCUGAAUCUGUUACCGCUAUCAUCAAUCGUAGGUUGAUAGAUGAAAACCACGAUAUUUUGUUCCUUCUACGGGAAUCAGAUGGUCAAGAUCUUUGUGAUCUGGACGAACAGGUCGUCGAUGAACAGGUCGACAAACCGGAAGAGCUAGUGGAAGGUUACGACAGGAAUUCUGUAGGACCAAGUCCCAUUUACGGGAUUUGCCCUUCCACUUGUAGGGACGAGUCCUAUGCUACUAUGAGAAGAAGGUGCAAGAUGUUCAGUGAGCUGGAGUUCUCGGCAUGUCACCUCUUGUUUCCCCUUCCAUACCAAUUUGUUAAGUACUGUGAGAGGCGUAAUAUCGCCUUUACCCAGAUGACUCAUGCGAUUGUUUGUAACAUCGUCGGCUUGAUGGUCUUAGGUACUGAGGACGAUAUCAAAUUUUCUAUUGAGAUGUUCGAGCAAGUUUCUUUGCUCAAGGAAGGCUCAAUUACCGGUUGUUGA